Papaver somniferum (opium poppy) is the source of this 585-nucleotide messenger RNA. RefSeq lists its product as uncharacterized. The coding region runs from base 1 to 585 and encodes 194 amino acids. The transcript is spliced from 3 exons. The record is from RefSeq and is a predicted model, not a curated record. Lineage: Eukaryota; Viridiplantae; Streptophyta; Magnoliopsida; Ranunculales; Papaveraceae.
AUGGAAAAAAUUAUUUCCCCUUAUCAAGCUGCUUAUGUUUCAGGAAAGCUCAUUAGUGACAAUACAGUUAUAACUCAAGAAAUCAUACACUCUAUGAAGAAGAAAAGAGGCCAAAUUGGUUGGAUGUGUAUCAAUACUGCUUCUCUAUCAGUUCUCAAUGGCUCUCCAUGUGAAGAUUUUAAUCCAACUAGAGGAAUCAGACAAGGUGACCCACUUUCAACUUUUCUUUUCAUUCUUGCAACGAAACUUUUGUCCGGACAUCUCAUUGCUGCUCAGCAAAACAACAAAAUCAAAGUUAACAAUCUUCUAGAGCUUUUUCAUAAUUUCAGCACACAAUUUGGCCAAGUCAUAAAUUUUGAUAAAUCUGCAGUACAUUUCAGCAAGCAUACCAAACCCGGAGUUGCUGAAUCUCUUAUUUGCACUCUUGGAGUCAAGACUGUGAAUGCAAAAGAAAGAUACUUAGGUUCACCACUUCUUUUGGGUCAUUCUAAGAAAGAGUCUUUUAAAGCCAUCAAGGAGAAUUUUGAAGAUAGGUUAUCCAUAUGGUCUUCAAUUUCUCUACUCAGGCAGAUAGAGCAACAAUGA